Molecule: messenger RNA, 1242 nt
Organism: Poecilia latipinna (sailfin molly)
Lineage: Eukaryota; Metazoa; Chordata; Actinopteri; Cyprinodontiformes; Poeciliidae
Gene: igflr1
Product: IGF-like family receptor 1
Exons: 8
Coding region: 38-955 (305 amino acids)
Cellular component (GO): plasma membrane
Molecular function (GO): protein binding
Source: RefSeq, a predicted model, not a curated record
UUCAUCAUCACGCAUCAUGUGAAACAGAGUGGAGAAGAUGGGGUACUCAAACAACUGCAGAAAUCUAACUACCUUCUGGGACAAAUCAACGAAUCGUUGUGAGCCGUGUGAAAAAAAAGCUGGAUCUGAAGUUCAACCUAAUUGUGGACGCGACGAUGAGGAUGGGUAUCACUCGAACAGUCACAAGGAUUGCAAACCCAACACUUUUAACGACGGCAGCCAGUAUUACUGUCAAGAAUGUUCUGCGUGUCCUCCUGGCACUCUUGUGGUGAAAAACUGCACUUCAGUAUCCGACACUAUUUGUCAGGAAAUAAGAAAUGAGUCGACAACAACCGCCCUCCCUAAAUCUACAACCACCCAUGCAGCAACAUCAUUCAGCACUGCGGCAACGACUCAUGCAUACAUAACUGCCUCAUCGAGUUCGCAGCAUGCAGCUCCGUGGACUGUACCAAUAAUAGUGAUACUUCUUAUCAUCUUUCUGGUUGCUGCUCUUUGUGCUUUGAUGAUGAAAAAACGAAGAGGUGUGUGCAAAAAAGUGUUCGACAAGAGAAGGACGUCGUAUCAGAAUGAAGGAUUUUCCCCCAUCCAAGCAGAGAGAAACAGCGAAGUGCUGUGUGACAUGCUAAAUGCUGAUAUCCUGUCAGCCCCUUUGCACAAAGUUCUGGAUGAUCUCGAUGUUUUGGAGGAGUUGGUGAUUCUGCUGGACCCAGACACGCAGGGCAUAAAGAGCACGAAGCAUCUGGCGUCUCACUGCUCCUUCCCUUCCACCUGGAUCACCUACACUUACUCCAUGAAGGACACUAAAAGCCCCCUGAAAGCUGUGUUGGAGGGGGUCACCAGCAAGCAGCCUGACUGGACGGUGGGCCACCUGGCCAAGCUGCUCAGACAAAUGAAUCGCAAUGAUGCCAUCAGCGUUCUGGCAAAACUUAGGCCUACUCCAAAAAGCUUCACAUGAGUGACAUAUCCUUUUUUUCUUUCUAAUCACAGAGUCGACGACGUUUUUUUUUUAAAAAAACGGAAUAGUGCAUGGCCUCAAACACAACUUGAGUUACUUUGACAAGAACAGCUCCCACCCAUCUGCGUCAUAUAUGCUAACGCGCGGCUAAUGGGAUGUCGAAAAGUCCAGACUACAUUCUAGAGAAGUCCAUCCGCCUUUUGGCGGGGUUAAAGUUGCUGCAAGUGGACAGGAAUGCAUCAUUCCUUGGGAAGCAAGCCUGGGAAUGACACCGCCCCCCCCCCCCA